AUGACUUCUCCUCGUGAUCAACUACUUAUAACAUUAUCUGAAGCGGCUUCGCAACAGCCUGAACAAAUAAAGGUAGCCGAGGAGCGACUUAAGCAAUGGGAGAUAGCGCCAGAGUUUUAUUCCACUCUGUUUCUUGGAGCAAUAUUUUUCAAGAAUGGUGUGGAUCGAUAUUGGCGUAAAACUUCGAAAAACGCCGUCAAUCCCAAUGAAAAGGCCAAGAUAAGAAAUAGACUUUUAUCUUUUAUGGACGAAGCGCAUAAUCAACUGGCAACACAGUGUGCUGUGAUGGUAUCAAAAAUUGCACGGCUAGAGCCAGAAUUGCUUCAAAAUUUAUUAUCAAUUAUUCAUUCGACAAUAACCACCAUUUCAGACUCUCGGACGAUCUUAAUACAAAAAAGAUCAUUAGUUACUUUGCAUUUAGUUGUCAAAGCUUUGUGCUCUAAAACAAUGGGACCAGAUCGAAGAAUGUUACAAGAG
Dentiscutata heterogama is the source of this 477-nucleotide messenger RNA. NCBI's taxonomy places the organism in Eukaryota, Fungi, Glomeromycota, Glomeromycetes, Diversisporales, Gigasporaceae. The record is from the annotation of a GenBank genome assembly.